This is a messenger RNA of Strigops habroptila (Kakapo), 12807 nucleotides long. RefSeq names its product MAF bZIP transcription factor (gene MAF). Gene Ontology annotation, molecular function: DNA-binding transcription factor activity, RNA polymerase II-specific; RNA polymerase II cis-regulatory region sequence-specific DNA binding. The record is from RefSeq and is a predicted model, not a curated record. Gene Ontology annotation, biological process: regulation of transcription by RNA polymerase II. Gene Ontology annotation, cellular component: nucleus. The transcript has 3 exons. Bases 700 to 1809 code for a protein of 369 amino acids. NCBI's taxonomy places the organism in Eukaryota, Metazoa, Chordata, Aves, Psittaciformes, Psittacidae.
AGCAAUGCUUUUAAACUCUCCUGCUGGAUGAAACCUUUAAAAUAUUUUUCAUCUUCUUGCUGUAGCUUUGGGGUCGAGUGUUUUUGGGUUGUUUUCCCCCCCCUCUCUUCUUUUUAAACUGUUUUUGUUAUUUUAGUUGCGAUACCGACUUUGAUUUUUGUGUUUCUUGUUUUCUUUUUUUUUUGUCUUCGCUUCUCUUUUCCUUCCUCCCUUUACCCGAUGAACCUCUCUUCUCGCUCUGCACUUUGCAUGAGAAAGCCCAGAGGAAAGGCACCAUGAAGUGUUAAAAAUAACAAAACAAACCAACAACAACAACAAAUUUACUCGCAACACCACCAGCUAACACUUCCAGCUGCAGUCUGCAAACUGCAAAAAGAGAGAGGAGGCAGAGAAGGGAGGGAGAGAGGAGGAAAAGGAGGAAAAAAAAAAAAAAAAAAAAACCUUUAUGCAAAAGGCGAAUAGCAAGAGCCCCUCGCUCUGAUGCAUCAGCGGCAGCGGAGACUCUGCAAAGGAUAACGCGGAGCGGGAGCGCCGGGGCGAAUUGGAGCGGAGGCUGAGCGGGGCCGUGGCGAGAGGCAGAGGCAGGAGAGAGCGGAGCGGAGCUCGCCAAAAAUCAAGCUGGCUCACCCGGUGGCAACUCAGAGCAGUCCCCUCGCUCCCGGAGCGCACCCUUUCUGGAGGACUCUCAGCAGCAAAAGGAUGGCAUCAGAACUGGCAAUGAGCAGCUCCGACCUGCCCACCAGUCCCCUGGCCAUGGAAUAUGUUAAUGACUUCGAUCUGAUGAAGUUUGAAGUGAAAAAGGAGCCGGUGGAGACCGAUCGCAUUAUCAGCCAGUGCGGCCGCUUGAUCGCCGGGGGAUCGCUCUCUUCCACCCCGAUGAGCACGCCCUGCAGCUCGGUGCCCCCGUCCCCCAGCUUCUCGGCGCCCAGCCCCGGCUCCGGCACCGACCAGAAGACCCACCUUGAAGACUACUACUGGAUGACGGGCUACCCGCAGCAGCUCAACCCGGAGGCGCUGGGCUUCAGCCCCGAGGACGCGGUGGAGGCGCUGAUCAACAGCAGCCACCACCCGCUGCCCGGCGCCUUCGAUGGCUAUGCUAGAGGGCAGCAGCUGGCCGCGGCCGCCGGCGCCGGCGGCUCCGUGCCGGCCGAGGAGAUGGGCUCGGCGGCCGCCGUGGUGUCGGCGGUGAUCGCCGCGGCGGCGGCGCAGGGCGGCGCGCCCCACUACCACCACCACCACCACCACCCGCACCACGGCGGCGGCGGCGGCGGCGGCGGGCACCCCCACGCCGCGGCGCCGGGCAGCGCGCCGCCCUCCUCCGCCUCCUCGGCCGCUGGCUCCGGCGGCGGCGGCGGUGGCGGCGGCGGCGGCGCCGGGGGGCUGCACCACCCGCACCACGGCGGCGGCGGCGGCGGCGGCCUCCACUUCGACGACCGCUUCUCCGACGAGCAGCUGGUGACCAUGUCGGUGCGGGAGCUGAACCGGCAGCUGCGAGGCGUCAGCAAGGAAGAGGUGAUCCGGCUGAAGCAGAAGAGGAGGACCCUCAAAAACAGGGGCUAUGCCCAGUCCUGCCGCUUCAAGAGGGUCCAGCAGCGGCACGUCCUGGAGUCGGAGAAGAACCAGCUGCUGCAGCAAGUGGAGCACCUAAAGCAGGAGAUCUCCAGGCUGGUCCGGGAGAGGGACGCCUACAAGGAAAAGUACGAGAAGCUGGUCAGCAAUGGCUUCAGAGAAAACGGAUCCAGCAGUGACAACCCUUCCUCUCCAGAGUUUUUCAUGUACCCGAGAGAAUCAUCUACAACGGUGAUGUGAAAAUCCUGUUACCUGAGAUCAAAAUAAAAAAAAGAAAAUGUGAUGCUGAAAUGGGGAUGACUUACGACAACCUUCUGGAAUGAAGACAGCUACAAAGCACAAAAUACAAAAAAUGAACUCAGAACUCAGAAAGAAACAAGAAAAAAACAGCAUUUUCUUGGCAUCAACAAGAAGCUCUUUAUUUUUCCUCAAGUUUUCUUUUCUAAAAAAAAAAAUUUGGAAUUAAGACUUUGCAGAAAUGAGACAAACUUUCUCUUUAGAUGACAAUAUUCAAGCAUGUUGUUUUAUUGAAUUUAAAUUGUUAGAAAAAAGAUAUUUGGAAGGGGAUACUGUAUCAGCAGAACUGAGAAACUGUGAACUUUCAAAGAAAAAAACCCAACUCCUUAAAACUGUGAACUAAGAAAAGGAUGGAAAUACCAUUUAAACCCCUGAUUAUACUCUGUGUGUUCUUAAGGAGACAUCCUCAUAUUUGCUAACUCUGUGGUAUUUAGGGAAUGGUUUACAACAUAUGUUUUUAGUAUAAUCUUUUAAGAAAACAAAAACCAGAAAGAUUUAAUUAGCUGUGACUUUACCAUUUCUGUUCAGAUGUCUCCUUGCACCUUCUUUUUCCUGACAGUGCAGAUGCAUUUGCAGCCAGCAGUCAAGGGCACGAAAGAUUUCUUUCCUUAAUAAUCUUUUCAUUUGCCACACCCAGUAAAAUCCUUGUAGGCAAAAAGAAUCAACACAGCUACCAUCUCCCAAUCAAUACCUAAAGCCUAACAGACAGUAAUUAUCAAAAUAAAGAGGAAAUCCCAUAUUAGGCUAAGUACCUACCCAUCAAUCAAAACAACAGAAAAUAUCUGCAGCAUUGCUUUUCUAAAAUAAGACAAAAGAUGCCUCCUUGGGUUACACUUUGAACAGGCUAUAAUCAAAAGAAAGAGAACCGAGACUAACUAAGCCCCAGGAAGCCGCAUUGUCCCUUUAACCCACAGUAUUCCCCAUUUCCCAUUAGUACUUAACAUUUUUCACUAUGUUGUGACUGCUAUUAUUUCAUUUAACACUGGUUAAUCUGUAUCUGAGGUAUAUGGAAACCCUCUAGAUGAUAAGAUUGGACAGGUUCCAGUGUUGGCAGUUUUCGAGCGUGCACACACUCGUGUGUUUUGAUCCUUCCAGGAGCUCCUUGUUAUUUGGACUGCCUGCCAAUUCGUUCUUGGAUCAGCCUCUCGCUCAGCUCCCACAGGGCCGCUGCCGUCGCUUCGCCCUGCGCCUCCUGCGACGGCAGGCAGCGGCAGCAGUUGUUGAAGUACAUCCCUCCCAGGCCCUCCAGCUCUGCAGCCGUGGCGCAGUACACAGUUGUGGCCGCUCCUUGUUGCUGGAAUUUGAAAAAGAACAAAAGAAAUGAGACAUAGAAAAAAAAGCCAACAAUAUAAAUAUAGAUAAAGAUAGAUAUUUUAUCAUUGUCAUUUUGACUGCAGUCCUUUGAAGCUGUGUCUUAUGAAAGCGUCAGUGGAAAUCACUGCGGCUGACAGGGUAACCCACCUGAGAACAAGGCUGAAACCCUGCUGAAGGUGCUACCUGCCUGCCUGUUGGGCAUUUGGUUACAAAACACCUUAGCGAGGACUCUUUUCCUUUUCCUUUCCACUUAAAAAAAACCAAUCCUGAACCACAGCCUUGGUCUUGGGUCUUUUGCCCCUUUUCAGUAAAAACCUGAUUGGCAGCAGGGCCAGUCUGGCCUGAUGCAGCAAGGCAGGGUCUGCCCAGGCAGUGUUCGAAACCAGAACAGUUGAGCCAGGUUUAAAAGCAGCCACUCAAAACUCUCUGUUUUCCCUUUGCAACACAGGCAAUAUUUACCAUACACCUUGGGCACCCCCACUUUCUAACCCUGACCAGCAAUACAGGCAGAUGUAUGUAUUUUGUUUGUUUGGGUUUUUUAAACCUCUUGUACAAAAUUAACCUGGGCACUCCAAUUAAGACCUAUCAUGUAAAGUGCAGUCAGGAUUGGUGCCAAACCUGCCCAUACAUCUUUGAUCAACAGUUUCACUGUGGCAGUUGUCACCGCUGCCUUGUACGAACGUUCAUCUGCUGCAGGCAGAGAGACGUUCUGAUUUCCCAGAGACGCACGGCUUCCCAGUGUUUGGGGUCUUUUUGUUCUGUAACAACCAUUUCUUACAUCUUAUAAUGCUUUAAGAAAUGGAGUAGAUAGAUUGGAGGAUUUUGUGGAUCAGGAGAUCUUUUCCUUUUCCUCUUUUCCUUUCUUUUCCUUUUUCUUACCAAGUAAACUAUGUUCAAACAGGAAGAAUGUGUUUCUCCAAAUUUCUGCAACAGAAACCUGGAGACUCAGGCCACAGGGCUGGGACAAGAACCCUGUUACUAGUGAUGUGCUACCCCCUGGCACAGAUUAAAAGUGUAGUGCCAGAAUAGCUGUAAAAGAGAGUGAGAAGCUACUUUACUUUAUAAACUCCAAUUAAAAAUAAUAGGUGAGAGCACAUAGCAAGACACAACACUAAUUUAAAACCAAUAGAGUUUAUCUGGCAUCUUAUGAUUAUUUAUGUACAUCUUAGUCCUCUCUGUGGAAACUAAUUAUGAGCUGAUAGGAAUCAGAAUAAAGAGGCUGCCAAGUAUGAUUGAAAAAGUAAACGAAGAGAAAUUAGAUGUUGCCACAUUAGGAUAAUUUAAUAGGGAAAGAGAAUAGGCUUCAAUCUCUUGUGGUUUUCCUUCAGUCCUUUUUUUCUAGCCUUUCAUUGUCACAACCAAGAAAACUCAGGGUGCUGCUAGGGGGUUAACCUGCAGAAGACCUCUACUUUGGAUUCUCAUCCUUUGAGGGAAGCAAGCAGUUUAAAAAGCCCCAGUUCUCCUUAGUUGUGGCAUCUCAAUUUUGUAACGGCAAAGGAAGGCAUAUUUGUUUGCAAGACAUGCAUUUUUCUCAGAAGAGGGGAUUAAACUGAUAAUGAUGACUCCACAUCUUAGAAAUGAUCUCCCAUCACAAGGUAAACCAAAACUGUCUGUAUUAAGUAUUUUGAAAGGCAUAUAUUUAUCAACAGACCAAAAUAUUUUUAAAGUUAGUAUAAUACAUAGUAAUCCUCUUAUUAAACCAGUAUCUUUUUUAAAAAAGAGAAAGUAUCUUAAAGGCAGUAGGAGAAAUGGAACAGAGUUCUACUAAAAAUGAUAUUAAUAGAGAACAAUAAAAUUCCUAUGCUUAUUUGAACUAUCCUAUAAAGCUCCACAGCACAGGUAUGAUCACUGUAUUCAGCUGUUUAGAAUGAUUCAAAGCCCCUAAAGAUUAUCAUUAGGUUUUUGCAAGCAAUUCAACUGGACUUUUAUUAGAAAGGUAAAAUUAAACUAAAUUGCUCAAUGCAGAGUGAGAGCCCUUAAGCUAUUGCUGAAAAGCAUCCAUCCAGCCAGGCUAAACUCAGGCUAGCUCUAAUAGAAAUCAGCUAAUUCAUAAAAUGGAAGUUUAUCAGAGCAGUUUAAAAUCCAAACCAAACAAUAAUUUAUCUUUCUAAAUGAGUCAAAUUUGAUGACUUUUAAACAAAAUUCUCAGCAGGCAGAAAAACGCCCCACAGUAUAACAGCAGUGCUUUAUACCUUGCACAACCUAGACUCAAAAUAAGAGAAUAAUUUUCCCUGUGUGAGCAUAGGAUAUUUACUUUAAGCGAUAAAAGAUUAUGUGGCUGGAAGCCCAAAGCACUUUAUCUUGUGAUGCCUCCAGUGUUUCACUGAGAACUGGAUGUAAGCAAUGUGCCAUUUGCUUUUUGGCUGUGUGUAUCUUUACUUCUUUCUAAACAUUUCAAUCGUGUUAGCUGUUUUGGAAGAAGAAAGUUCAAUGGUUCUAUCAUUGAAGGAAAAGUACCUUUUUUUAUUACUUAAGAGAAAUGCAGUCAUGUUUAUCCCUUCUUUGACAGAGGGUAAAGCUUUAAUAUCUCAGAAUAAUGGACAAACUCAUCAAGCCUAGGAGCUUCCUUCAGAUGGCAAAACUACAAAACAGAAGGUAAAUCCCAGAUUCUCAAAGCCAUUUAAGUGUCCAGUUUCCUUUGUUGAAUGUGAACUAGUUGCAUUCAGACACUUGAGGAUCUGCCUAAGUGACUUGCUCAUGGACAGAUGGGAAUGAGGUUCACAGAAUCAUGGGGAUAUGUCAGGAGGUCUCUUGCCCAACCUCCUGCCCAAAGUGGGAUGCCUAGGAGCCCUGCAUAUGUCAUGCAGAACUGGAAAGUCCUCAAGGGACAAAUUCCUCCUUUGCAUCUACCACUCAGAUACCAUAAACCUCCAGGAAGAACCAGAGCUGCAGAUAACUGCAAAAUGCCUGCACUGCCAGCCAUGCUGAGCUAGGCUCAGAAACUGCUUAGUUUCUCAGUAAAUAUUGUUUAUCCCUCAUGAACACAGUCUUUUGAAUGCUAUCUUUAUACGUUGGGCUUUAUGACAGUUUCAUAACAAGUUUUAAUUUUUUGCUCAUCAGCUUUCCUGUUCACAUAUCGUCAGAAUACGACAGCAAGGAUGUUAGGGAAUCUAAUUAGUAAACAAUUCCAUACUGCUGAUACAAGAUGAAACAUUCUUAAACCGAUAAAAAGAGCACUUUAAUCACUGUUGAAUGACUUUCAAUGCCAAGCAGUUUGUGCCAUGUCAGAACGUAAUUUGAAGAAGAUUAGAGUACUAUAUAAAAUAAUUAAUGUUAACAACUUCGUUAAAAAAUGUCUUAAACAAUGAGCUUGUCAGUUGUCACAGGCUCUCCGUGAUCUAUUGUUAUUAGUGCCCCCCCUCCCAACAAUCUCAACUGAUAAACAAUGCUAAAAGCUCUGGGCAACCUAAACAUUUCUUUUCCAUACGUCCGUCAGUUGUACAGGGUGCUAAUCACCGGAGCUGGGGGUCAGCCUUCUUUAACCUGCAACAAAGGCAGCGGGUUGCAAUGAUGAAUACACAGGAUAAAGAAUUUGUGAGAAGCCCAACUGAAUCUUUAAUCAUGCCUCAAUGCCAUUUCCGAUCCAGUCAAACAUUUGAAAGCUGCUAGGCAAGCACCACGCUAUCAAUCUUUCUAGCGUAUGUAAAAUUACCCGGGAAUCUUGUUUUGGAUUAAGUUGAAGAGUGUCUUAGUAAUAAGGGUUCAUCAUUCUCUUCCACAAAUCAUUUGUCAGUUUUGUAAUACAAUCUUCAACUGCAGCAGGGUGGGAUUUAUACAGCAGUUGCUGUUUAUUUAUAGUCGAGGCUCAAAGAUCUAAAUAUCCAGCCUUCCAAAAUCCUUUGUUGAGAUGAAAAUACUAAGUAGUUACUAGGCAUUUAUAGUAGUUCAUAGGCAUUUAUUUCAUAACUGCUAGCUGUCAAUUUGUAACUGAUGGCACUGAAUACAAAUUAAUAUUGAAUAUCUUAAUAGUAAAAGAAAAGGGGUUGUGGGGAUACAGUAUACAGUAAACCCCUCAUUAAUAUAUGUAAUGCAUCCAUUAGUAGUCUAAGAUACCAUUUAUGGUCCUGAUAAGAAAACAUAUUAUGCAGUUAAUGUUUAGUUUUUAGAUAUGUCUAGUUUUGAAUGCAUGUUUGUUUUCUAAAAUUAGAUUCCUGCUCUGAAGCAAGUUUACAUACCAAGCAUAUAAAUAACAGAAACAAAGCCAUAACUUAUCUGUAUAUUUAUCAGCUACAAAUGAAUAAGAUCCACUCUAAACUCUGUUAAGGGCACACAGAUUGUGCUAAACAAUGCCUGCCAGUGAGAUGGGAUCAGCUUCCCUGAAAAGGAGGUUUUUAUUUUCUUACAAAAAAUUAAGGAUAAAGGCCUUUUAUCUUGGUAGCCUGAGGUUAAGUUUAGCAAGUGCAUUUUAAAAGAUGGCCAGUGGGAAGAGGUGAAUUCAAAGUGACGUGAGAGGUGAGAAUUUGUGACAAGGGCCAGAGUCAAAGCAAGCAGCUUAAGUAGAACAAAAAGGCAAGUGCUUCCUUAAAACUCUUCAGGCUGUUCUUGUUAUUCAUUUCAGGACUAUGAGACAAAGCCAACACAUCACUAACACAAAAAUAACAGACCCACAUGAAAGCACUGCAAAUAUACCGUUUGUAGAGGCAUAACUUGUUACACAGCAGUGUGAAGAUGAGGUAGUAUGAACAUAUUCCAGAUCAUGGAAAUAAUAAGGUCUCCCAUCCCUUCUUUAUGCCUCUGAAAAGCACCCUGAAGAAUUCAAAUCCAUUCUGCUAGAGAGGGAAAAACUCUCCACCAGGUAGCUUCAAGCAAUGGUCAUUUCCUGAUUUGAUGUGAAAUAUAAAAUCUCCUUGGAAUAACAAACAGAAUGAUAUGGAGCCUGUCUCCACCAUGAUCAGUUCCAAAUUGUCCAAACCAAACCCUAAAGUUACAGCUGCAGUUUUAUAUUCCUCAAGCCUCAUCUUCACCUGGUGUAAAUCAACACAGGUCCAUUGCCUUCUCUGGGGGUCCACAGAUAUGUAGUUGCUGAGGACAAGCUCUGUUGCUUGUUGCAAGCCUGACAUUGACAUUCAGGGGGAGUGGAUGAAGGGAGGGGCAGCCAAGCUUUGCCUUAUCUCCUGGAAGAAAACUGCCCUCAGAGUGGAUUUGUUUCCUUAUGGAAUUGCUAGCUGGGAUUGUGGUGUAGUGUUUUCUCAAAACAUACUUAUUCCUUUCUCUGCAACAUUAAAACGUUUCAGCAGAUGAAUGGAACUGGUAGUUUUUCCCAUCAAGCUCAAUUCUUGGCAAACAAUGCAGACCGUGAUGACCUCUUCUGAAAAACACUAGCAAGUCUAAAAUACUCAUGUCCUCAUUCAACCUUUGGGAUUCCCCAGUACCUGAAGUGCUUUUAGGAGCUGUUUGGUGGUAUCAGCUGUAGCUGAGGCCAGUCAUAGCUGAGGGAGCUACUUCUCAAUGACAGGCAUUACUUUGCUCUGUUUCUUGUAACUCAGAGCUGUGAGGGAUAGUCAGUUUUUGUACAAUGCAGUGAACAUGUUUUAGUCUCGUGUGUGAGACUACAGGAGAACUGUUUGGUUUCUUCUGCAGUCCUCGUACUCAAAGCAAUCCCAGAUGCACAGUUAUCUUAUGAGUAACAUUCAGAAUAUGUAUGUAUUAGUCUCCUGUGAGAAAAUAGGAUUCCCUGAUUGCUUUUUCAGCAAAGAAAUACAAAUCGAGACCUGCCUUUGCUAUUUUGGGUGAGUAUGAUAAACUGAAAUCAUAUCUGCAGCUAAAAAAAAUAAAACUUUGGAGCUGCCAAAUAUGAUCUAUGAAACAAAUUGGGCUCAGCUGACUUCGGGUCCCAUCUCCACCCAAGGGCCAGCAGGAAAAUGUGAUCUGAACUGAGUCUGAAAUUACAGUCUUUUCAAAGGUCUCACCGAACCACAUCUAAACCAGAUAUUCUCAAUCACUUCCCCUUCCCCUAUCACCACAUUUAAACCAGUAAAGCAUCUCUUAGAAGAUAACAUAAUGGAUAACCCAAAAUCUAUAUGGUCUCCUUUUUUAACUCUGAUGUAUUCCUUUUUCAAUUAAUUCGCAAAUACAAAGACUCAAAACUCCAUCAGCUUCUCUGCUUGCAAAGCAUAGUUGGUUUCAAGCUGUAGCUUUUCUUAGCGUCAUUAAGACCUUUACACAUUUAUAGUGUUCUUUACAUACAUUAUAGAAGAUAAGUGUGCUAUGUUCUUUGAGUAAGGAAACUGCAGUAGUUCACGAAAGAGGAUUUGUUUUCAACUGCUGAGGCAUUAAGACCUAGUGAUUAUUUCAACUAUUCAAUAUAUGCAGCUAUAUUUAACUUGCAUUCUGGGUUUUAACUUUGCAAAAGAAAAUGUGUCCAUCGUAAUAAAUGUAUUUUGAUAAUGCACCAUGUUGUUUGUGUUAUGCAACACCCCAUAUGUUCUCAAUUAUGGCAAUGAUAGUGCUUGAAAACUUCCAACUUCCAACAUCCAGUGUCAAACAGAUUGCCUGCAAUCAUUCCAAAGGAGGGGAAAAAAAAACCAAACAAUACAGGACAUCAAGUCAGGAGAAGUGGGUUGGUUUUCUCUUUGCAACUUUUUCUUCCUUAGUGAACUUGGACAAGCCACUUCAACUCCAUGUACCUCACUUUUCCCAGCUGUAAAAUGGAGAGAGUACUAUUAUUUACCCACCUCACAGGGGUGUUGUGAGGACUAGUUCAGAUUUAUGGAGUGCUUUCAUACUUGCUGUUGAAAAGCACAGUGUGAGUAUAAAGUGUUAUAUUAUAAACCAUUGUUAAAAUGUGUAGAAGAUGUAGAACAAGGUUGGCAAAAUAGCUGACAAAUUGUGAUUACCUUUUAAAAUCAUGCAUAUUUUUCUCUAUUGUAUAAACUUAAUUCUUUAACCUGGGAAGCUGUCUGCUAUACCAGGCCCUAUUCCAGUCUUUUCCCUCUCUCACCCAGUUUCUUUUUGCUCAGCUCACAGAGAACUUGGUAAAACUCAUAUUAGCCAAAACACCAUUGAAUUCUUCAAACAUGGAUGCUUUACAGGGAACCAGGCCCUGGAAGGGUGAUCUACCAGUUAAUCUCUCCUACCCUUUGCAUAUGCUAGACAGAGCCAUCAUGGCAUACUAGGGGGUGGGAUUCAGUUGCCUGACAGGGCCUUAAGACAUCUGAGCUGCCUUCGGACAUCCCACAUGCUCUACAGCUGUCCUUCAGAAAGGCACACAUUUCCCAUAGGCCUGGUAUUCUAUUUGCCAUCUCCUCACAGAUAUAUCAGAUAAAACCAUACAAUGUUUAAGGCAGCACCAGACAUCUAUGUCUAUGCAACCUGAACACUCUUGUCACAGCACCUGGAAGGGAGCUGGUUCCCACAGGCAGGGCCCUAUUCCUUCCUUUUGCCAGUAUUUUAUUAAAAUCCACAAUUAGCUUCUGAAAAUUCUUUCAAGCCUGACAAAGAGCCAUCUUAAGCCUCAAAAACUUUAGUGAAGCAUAUGGUUUUAUGUUGCCCAACCAGCAUUUCAACAGCAGGAGCAGCAGCACGCCCCACAGGCUGCUCGCCCUGGCCUUUUUACCGACAUCACAUUUCCACGCAGAUCACUUCUGCAUUUUCUUCUCCUGCCCGCUGAACCCCCAUUCACACCUGAUUUACACUUUUAAGACAUCACUGCUCCACUGAAGUGGCAGUUUUGAGCACUGCAUGCAAAUUGCUACGAUCCAGUAUUGCUUCUCUUUUCUCGCAGGCUAGUAUGGAGCAGUGGAGCGAUACUGCAAGCUUUGCUCGUUUCUGGAUUUGGGAAAAAUCCCUAAGAAAAAUUAUGGAUCUUCGUUUCAGAGUGUAAUGGAAUAAGGAUGUGAUCAGGUUGACCAUAUUAUGUUGCUGUCCAUUGCUUCCCCCUUGCCCUAUAUGCCAACAUUGGCCAGUGGAGUGAGAAGCAAAGAGCAUGUAAGAGACAGCCCUAGGGCAUCACAGCAGCACUAUCAGGACCUGAUCAUACCUGAAAAUCUCUGCCACUUGCUUUCUGAGAUUUUGUGGUGUACGUCUAUAUAAACAUGAGUCCUAUCAUGACUUGUCGGCCACUGUCAAAAAUAGAAAUCCUAUGAAGGAUAUUGGAAACACUCCUGAAACACAUAACUUGCCAGCUGAGAGCUGAUUCUUCAGGGCAAGGGUAGUUUGAAGAGUUGAGCAAACAGGUUGUUGACAACAAACAUAUCCUGCCAAAAAGACAGAUUACAUAUGCUGCUGCAACUAAAUCAUCACAAUAGUGCUGGCUGGUGUUUGGGCAUACGUAGAUAAGAACUAAUUGAAAUCACUUCUUUUUUUAAAAUGUUGACUUGAAAUGUUUUAUGUUUUUGCGUGCUUUAAUUAGAUAUAUACUUUAUAUAAAUGUAUGCAUACAUAUUGUACUGUAUAUGCUGUAUAUUUUAUAUAGCUUUUUAAUACUAUUACUCAUCACAAUUUAGACUUUUUCGUAUGCAUUAUUGCAAAGAAUGUCAUCACAAUACUGACAUUUGACUUCCUCCUUCAUUGCACAGAUAAUUUUUCAGACUGACCUUGACUUUAGAUACGAGUGAAAAAAAACCUCCAUACAACACAAUGCUUUUUAAGCAAGUGACCUUUUGGGACAAAUAUUUAACAAGCUGUUUAGGUUUUAAAGGUAAAGACUUUUUCAUCUGUUGAUACAGACACGUAUGCACAUACACAGACACACACACAUUUCAUUAAUACAAUGCAUUGAAAAACCACGGGGUGUUAUGAUGGGGACAUAUCAUGGUAAGAAACUAACCAUUAACUCUGUCUUCCAGAACCUAAUUAAGGGAAUGUAUUUUGCAAUAAUACAGAUCUAGCAAACAGGCCUCUAAAGUCUAGGCUUCGAGCUGUAAGCCAGGCACUCCUGUAUUAUGUAUGUGUGAUUUUCAUAGGUAGCCUGCUGUAAAGUGUGCCCUGUUACUGCAUUUUUCAGGCUCAAAGACACUGGCCUUGUUAAUAUUUCAUUUAGUACAUACUGUAGAGUCUCAUUUAUAUUACUUCUAUAAUUAAUGGUGAUAGCUUAGGCACUGCCUUUACAAGGAGAGAUCCCUGUAUGUUGGUCGAUGGAUAAUGAGAAACAAUAGAUAUUUCAUUCACCAGCAGCUUGUUGCUAGUUAGUAGGAAAUUAUCGUGUGUACUGUUGCUUUAAUUGCCAGGGUAAAUAAUGCUGCCGCUGUGUUAGUGAACAUUUUAAAGCACUUGAUGCAAAUAGACUAGAAACAAAACACACAAAAAAAAAUUUACCUUUAUUAUGCUAUAUCUUAGCAUAGGGAGUUAAAAAGGUAUGUCUUAAAACAUUUACGUUCUAUCAUGCAAAUAUAUCUUAAUAUGCAUGUGCUGACUAUUCAACUACUGUAUUUUAGGAAAUACAAUUAUGCUGCCUUUCUCUUCUCCUAUGUAGACUGUAAAUAACUGUAGAUCUUUCUCUUGUUUUCCUAUGUAAAUAUAUGUAAAUACUAACAAGCUAUGCAUGCUGAUAUUCUAGGCAAUUUCAGGUACUUUUAUAAUCUGAAGGCAUGUACUUGAACUGGUUUGUUAGAAAAAAAAAAUCAACUCUCUCAAGUCCUUUAAAGCUCAUUAGAAAUUAAAGAUUUCUUACUAGACUGGUUCCUUCAA